Molecule: messenger RNA, 3616 nt
Organism: Taeniopygia guttata (zebra finch)
Lineage: Eukaryota; Metazoa; Chordata; Aves; Passeriformes; Estrildidae
Gene: CD164
Product: CD164 molecule
Cellular component (GO): endosome; lysosome
Source: RefSeq, a predicted model, not a curated record
CGGGGCGCUCCGUGACGUGAGGCGGCGCGGGGCGGCGGCGCGGCGGCAGCGGGACGGAGCGGGCAGGGAAGUGCCGAGCCGGAGCGGGAGCCGCAGCCCCCUCGUUUCACCGCACCGCCGCCAUGGGCCGCACACUUACGACAUUUGCGUUCCGCCUCGCCGUCGUGGCGUGCUGCCUCUGCGGGCUGGCCGCGGAGCCAUCAACGACCGACGCUUCCACAGUUUCUCCUCCUACCAGUGUUAUUGCGCCCAAUGUCACUGUAACACCUACUUCCAAUGUCACUGUAACACCCACCAAUGCCACCACGGAGUCUUCCAAUGCGACCACAGCAUCUUCCAAUGCUACCACGGCGUCUUCCAAUGCUACCACGGCCAGUACUUCCACCACAGUUCAUACUCCUAUAGCCAAUGUCACCAAUGCAACUACCCACGCUCCUCUGCCUAAAACUACCGUGACUCCAGUCACCUCGACAGCCACUACUGCAGGUUCAAAUACUACUGUGGCUCCUGUACCUUUUCCACGCAAAUCUACGUUUGAUGCUGCAAGUUUCAUAGGUGGAAUUGUCCUUGUUCUGGGUCUGCAGGCUGUUCUUUUCUUUCUGUACAAAUUCUGCAGAUCUAAAGACCGAAAUUACCACACGCUUUAGGACCUGCCCCUUGGUAAUGGACUAGUAGCCCAACACCUGUAGUCACUGAACCAAAAUAUUUUCUGUUGCUUGUGGAAGACAGCAGUUCACAAUAUCCUUUAAAUCUCUAAAAGAAGACUUCAAAUGAAUAUUUUUGCAACAUUAUACUUGGCAAGAAGUGAUGUGAAUCUCUUCAGCAGGAUUACUUGCAAUAUGCUGCAUGGGUUCUAAUGGCUGUUUUAUUUUCCUUUAGUGGCUGCUGAUGUGGGACUUUUCUUGAUAAUGCCAAAUGUAGAAUGUUCAGAGAUUCUCAUUCAGUGGCAACACUGUCCAGUAGGCAAUCUUAAAUUUACUUUUUCUGAAGGCUAAUAUAAACAACAUCUGAUACAGUAUCCCUUCAGUUUUAUCAAGAUGUGAAUUAUUGGUGACUGAUUUCAGGGAGUGAAAUACCAUUUGUAGUAGUUUAUGGCUCUUACAGUGUAUUGCUAGAAAGAUGGGCAAAAAUGUAGAAUUAGAUAAUGUCUUAACAGAAUAGCAUAACCCUUUUUUUUUUUACACAAGAAUAAAAGUUGCCUCAUAAAAUACUUCAUUCCAAACAGAAUUCCUAUGCCAUUUCAAAUUAAUGUUGAGGGUGGAUGUAGGAAUAAUCCUUCUAAUGGGAAAGUAAGUAUUAGUGCCUUAAAAUACUAAAUUUUCAGUAGGCUGUAAGCAUGUCCCAGCUAUAUCAAAGAUAAAUAAUACUUUUAAGGAUUUACUUUACAUAGGAAUAUAGAAUACAUGUGACUUGAGCAUUCCAGUUUUAAAAAAAAUUAAUAACUGAGGGAAAAAUUUCCCUAAUAACUAAGGGACAGAAUAACUGUCCCUUAGUGAUUUUGUUUAGAGUGAGGAGUACGGUACAGCGAUGUUCAGCCACAAACCAAAGCUUUGCUUGUUUACCUUUUGUUCUGGCCUACAAAGACCAACCAUAAAAUUAGUGAUAUAAUUCAGUUCACUCCCUGUAUAAAAAGGCAACAGCUCACAUUUAUACUUGAAAUACUGAUGUUUGGGAAAUCCUGAUGUUUUUGUUAUUCAAACGGUUCUUAAACUUGUUGCAAAUAAUUUCAGGAGCUUGGGUUGUUGUUGUUUUUCUUUAUUGCCCUUCUCUACAUCUGCUUGCUGAGGGAGCAGUUAAGGGUCAUUCAGAGGAUCUGCUGGUUUGAUCCUAGUCAGGAUUGCUGUAAUCCUGGGACCGCAGGCUACACCUUUUUUCUGUCCCUUCUCCCCUUCCUGGCUUCAGGUUCCUGCCACCCUGCAGUGAACUGGUUAAAGAAAUUAUUCAGCCAAAUAGUUCAGGGUUUGUUUUGUUUUUUUUCCCUUGCCUGGAUGAGCCAUGUGAUCUGAGUAUCAAAGGUACGUCAUCUCCAACACAGACUGACUUGAGCACCUGUGAAAAUAAACCCACAGGAAAAAUGGAAGGAGAGAUAAAAUCAAGUGGUGGAGGUAGCACAUAAUACAUAGUUUCUGAUGAUAUCCCCUGAUCGUCAGUUUUGGGAUAAUCUGUAGUACUGUCUUACUAGCUCUGACUUGACUGGAAUUGGGCACCCAAUACAAAAAUUGCAUUGAUAACAGAUAAUAGUCACAGCAGUGGGACUUGAAUUAUGGAGCAAAUUAAGUGCAUUUCAGUUGGAAACUUGAGGUGUACAGUGUUGCUUUCUUGUGUUCUUCUAGUUUGAAUGGCAUUGUUUCUGUUGUGCUGCAUAGAAAACUCAAAUUGCUACAAAGUGCGGAGGUUACUCGCCAGUACUGUAUCUUUGAGUUCAUUAGCUUUUGGUUUUCUAAACAAAAAUAAGACAAUCAGCUCAGGUUUAUGAAAACAGCAGUGAGCAGCCAGUUUUCAGCAACAAUAUAUGUGUGAGUUAGAGGGUAUAUCCUUGGCCUUAUUGUGAAAUCACUUAAAUCUGUCCUUUCCCUAUCUAAGAACUAUUUUCCUACAUUUAUUUGUUUAAAAAAAUCCAUGGGCUUGUAUUCUGUGCUUUGAAGUGAACAAAAUACUCUUUUGAAAUAUGACAGUUUGCCUUCAGCUCAGCAAAGUAAACUAUACCUAGUAUACAACUUUUGGCCUCAAAGGGCUCUUUUAGGAAACUUGCAGAAAAGUCCUAGAGAACACUUCAUAGCAUGGAAAACAUUGCCACAAAAAAGUUGUUCUGUAAAAUGUUGCUGAAGUGCUUAUUCAUGAGCUUUGCUAAUCCUGAUUUAGGUUGAUGAUAAAGUAUGCUGGUAAAGCAAACUAAAAAUAAUGUUUAAAGUGCCUUAAAAUUGCUUACUUGUUUGCCUCAAAUGUUGUUUUGAAGGGUAGAAGGGAUACCUUGCCUUAGUUACUAAAUUUGUUGUGGUGCCAGCAAUUGCUAUGUUCCGAGACUUUAGGAAACCCAGGAUCACUGGCAUGUACAAAUGUCUAUCUGAAAAACUCAAGUUUGUGCUGUUUCAAUUUAGUCACGUUCUGGAAGGCCUGCACUAUACACCUCUUGCUUAUUAGCCUUGCCUGCAAGGUGUAAUUCCACAGUUCAGAGUUGUGGCUUGAAUUGUUUCCCUUUUGGUUGUUUGGGGGGAGGGGAGGCUGGGUUUUACAUCUUCACCCUGUGCUUGGCUGCCUCACUGUCGAAAGUAAUUACUCCUUUGUGAAAUGCAGUAUCAGCUGAUGUGUGCUGUGUACUAGCAAAAAACCUGAAGUAACAACUUGCAGUUUUUCUUGGCCUUGUGUUUUGAAGUUGAAGGUAGCUCAUAGAUCUGUAGCUGUACUUGCCCCUAAAUCAGUUUUAGGCACGGAAUUGUAGUGACUCUUCAAGUUAUCUGGCUUUUUCUUGAAGCCAACUUGUGCAAAUAUCAAGCUGUUACCUUAGGAAUGUUCUCUGCAAGUGUUGCUGUAAAAGUUUGUAUCAUCUUCAGUGGAAGAAAACUGAAGCAGUUGUAAUCGCAAAACCAAAUUGAUAAAUAAAAUCUGUUGAAUGGAA